AUGGGAUUUGCUAGAUCACUGGGAAUUACUUAUGGAGUCAUGGCAGAGUUAUGGGCUUUAAAGGAUGGUCUCAGACUAGCUUCUCAACUUAGAAUUGCUGACAUUUGUGUUGAGCUUGAUGCCGAGCUUAUUGUUUUACUUCUCAAUAAUUACUCGAUAAAUAAUCUCAUGCUAGAGCCUUUGCUUGGUGAUUGCAGGACCCUAUUGAAGAAAUUCCAUAGUACAACUAUCCAAUACAUUUUCAGGGAGGCAAACCAAUGUGCUGAUGCAUUGGCUAAGUUUGGAGCCACCCUUUCAUCGGAUUUUGUUAAUUUUGUUAACCCACCGCCUGUGGUGGAGGAUUUGCUGGCUUUUGACAAAGCUGAACCUUAUUGUAACAGACUUAUUAGUACUUAA
This is a messenger RNA of Quercus robur (English oak), 396 nucleotides long. RefSeq lists its product as uncharacterized. The coding region runs from base 1 to 396 and encodes 131 amino acids. The transcript has a single exon. Lineage: Eukaryota; Viridiplantae; Streptophyta; Magnoliopsida; Fagales; Fagaceae. The record is from RefSeq and is a predicted model, not a curated record. Gene Ontology annotation, molecular function: nucleic acid binding; RNA-DNA hybrid ribonuclease activity.